Messenger RNA from Dama dama (fallow deer), 4022 nucleotides. Its product is annotated as protocadherin beta-6-like. Gene Ontology annotation, molecular function: calcium ion binding. The transcript is spliced from 2 exons. The coding region runs from base 172 to 2490 and encodes 772 amino acids. Gene Ontology annotation, biological process: homophilic cell-cell adhesion. The record is from RefSeq and is a predicted model, not a curated record. Gene Ontology annotation, cellular component: plasma membrane. NCBI's taxonomy places the organism in Eukaryota, Metazoa, Chordata, Mammalia, Artiodactyla, Cervidae.
UAUAGAACUCAUUUACAGGUAAAGCUAAGACAGAAGUGUUCGGGGUGCAGUCGCUGCCAGACGAGUUAUAGGAACGAAUUUGAAAUUCUGGAGCAGACAUUUUGAAGGGUCAACAGUGUACACAGUGAUUGGGAUUGGAAAAAGAUUUUUCCUCUGGAACCAGACAUAACAAUGGAAAUGGUGCAAAUGAAACUACAUCAGAAGAAAAGGCAAGUGAUGAUCUUCAUUACAUUAAUUCUUUCGUGGGAGGCAGGUUCAGAAUCGAUUCGGUAUUCUGUACUGGAAGAGACAGAAAGUGGCACGUUUGUGGCCAACCUGACAAAAGACCUGGGACUCAGGAUGGGAGAGCUGGCUGCCCGGGGCGCCCGAGUUGUUUUUAAGGGGAAUAGACAGCAUUUGCGGCUUGAUCCAGACACCGGUGAUUUGCUGCUGAAUGAUAAACUGGACCGGGAGGAGCUGUGCGGCUCCACUGAGCCCUGCGUGCUACCCUUCCAAGUGUUACUGGAAAAUCCCUUUCGGUUAUUUCAGGCUGCCUUGGUAAUUACUGAUAUAAAUGACCACGCCCCGGAGUUCCCUGCUAGAGAAAUGCAACUAAAAAUAUCAGAAAUUACUAUACCAGGUAAAGUAUUUCCUUUGAAAAUGGCACAAGAUUUAGACGCUGGUAGCAACAGCCUUCAGAGCUACAUAAUCAGCUCCAACCCUCACUUCCACAUUCUCACUAGAAACCGCAAGGACGGGAGGAAGUCCCCGGAGCUGGUACUGGACAAAGCGUUGGAUCGUGAGGAGCAGUCCGAGCUCAGGCUAACUCUCACAGCGCUGGAUGGCGGGUCUCCGCCUCGGUCUGGGACCACCGAGAUUCAGAUCCUGGUCUUGGAUAGCAAUGACAACGCCCCCGAGUUUGCUCAGGAGUUCUAUGAGGCUCAAGUCCCUGAAAAUAGCUCCCUGGGCUCUCUGGUUAUCACUGUCUCAGCGAGAGAUUUAGACGCAGGAUCAUUUGGAGAGGUGUCUUAUGCCCUAUUUCAGGUCGAUGACGUUAACGAACCGUUCGAAAUUAACGCAAAUACAGGAGAAAUUCGACUAAAAAAGAAAUUGGAUUUUGAAGAAUUUCAAUCAUAUCAGGUGGAUAUCGAGGCUACAGACGGUGGGGGACUAUCAGGAAAAUGCUCUGUAGUCAUCAAGGUCCUGGAUGUGAAUGACAAUGCUCCCCAAUUGACUAUGUCCUCACUGACUAGCCCCGUCCCUGAAAACCUGCCAGAGAUCCUAGUGGCAGUUUUCAGUGUAUCAGAUGCUGAUUCUGGACAUAACCAACAGGUUAUCUGUUCUAUAGACGACAAUCUCCCCUUUGUUUUAAGACCAUCAGUUGAGAAUUUCUACACGUUGGUAACAGAAGGCGCACUGGACAGAGAGGAAAGAGCCGAGUACAACAUCACCAUCACCGUCACUGACAUGGGAACCCCCAGACUGAAAACCCAGCACAACAUAACCGUGCUGGUGGCCGACGUCAACGACAACGCCCCCGCCUUCACCCAGACCUCCUACACCCUGUGGGUCCGCGAGAACAACAGCCCCGCCCUGCACAUCGGCAGCGUCAGCGCCACAGACACAGACGCGGGCGCCAACGCCCAGGUCACCUACUCGCUGCUGCCGCCGCCCGACCCGCACCUGCCCCUCGCCUCCCUCGUGUCCAUCAACCCCGACAACGGCCACCUCUUCGCCCUCACGUCCCUGGACUACGAGGCCCUGCGGGCCUUCGAGUUCCGCGUGGGCGCCGCCGACCGCGGCUCGCCCGCGCUCAGCAGCCAGGCGCUGGUGCGCGUGCUCGUGGCGGACGCCAACGACAACGCGCCCUUCGUGCUCUACCCGCUGCAGAACGCCUCGGCGCCCUGCACCGAGCUGGUGCCCAGGGCGGCCGAGCCCGGCUACCUGGUGACCAAGGUGGUGGCGGUGGACGGCGACGCGGGCCAGAACGCCUGGCUGUCGUACCAGCUGCUCAAGGCCACGGAGCCCGGGCUGUUCGGCGUGUGGGCGCACAACGGCGAGGUGCGCACGGCGCGGCUGCUGAGCGAGCGCGACGCGCCCAAGCAGCGGCUGGUGGUGCUGGUCAAGGACAACGGCGAGCCGCCGCUGUCGGCCAGCGUCACGCUGCACGUGCUGCUGGUGGACGGCUUCUCGCAGCCCUACCUGCCGCCCCCGGAAGCGGAAGCGGCGGCCGCGGCGCCGGCCGACCCGCUCACCGUCUACCUGGUGGUGGCCUUGGCGUCGGUGUCGUCGCUCUUCCUCUUCUCGGUGCUGGUGUUCGUGGCGGUGCGGCUGUGCAGGAGGGGCGGGGCGGGCUCGGCGGGUGGCUGCCCGGUGCCCGAGGGCCACUUCCCGGGCCACCUGGUGGACGUCAGCGGCACGGGGACCCUGUCCCAGAGCUACCAGUACGAGGUGUGUCUGACGGGAGAUCAUAGAACUGAACUGUUCCUGGAAGCUUCCCUCUCUUCUUGAAGGAAAACUCCCCAUGCUGCCUACCAAGCUGCUCUGAACAUAUAUAAUUCAGCCGGACUGCUGAACCCUUAAUCAUACCUGACAGUGCUGACUAUGAAGCAGCAGAGAAUGGCUCCAGCUCCUGCACUUUCAAUGCAGAACACUUCCAGAUGCUGUCUACACACAUGAGGUGGAUAAACUGAUAUAGUGCACAAGCAAAUCUGUUUGGAAAUGACUGCCUUGAGAAGCCCCUUUGAAACCAAAAACUGAACUGAAUUAUUUGGACUGAACUGAGAUCCCAGAGCAAGAGGUACCAUGGUUGGAGGCCAUCUUGGAGGCUGGUAACCGGUACUGCCUAGCUGAUAUAUGUUCUGCUUGGGGUGCCCUAACGAUGUAAACUCUGUCUCCAGAGGUAAUACAUGUACCCUCUGGAAUUGUAAUUUUGACCUGUGUACCUUGACACUGCCUCAGCCCUAAAAGGCAUUGGGUCAGCUUCAACUUACUAGCCAUAGUUGUGCUGUGCCUGACUUGAAGCCUUGGGCUAGGUAAAAAGAUCAUAACAAAAACUUAAGCAGGAAGAUUCCUGGCUUUCUUAGGAAGGCCUUUAUGGUUAGUGGGAUUUCUUUAACUGGCCAAAGCUAGGACUCACAAAGGGCAUGUGUAUGUGUGUUAGUUGCUCAGUUGUGUCUGACUCUUUGGGACCCCAUGGACUGUAAUCCAUCAGGCUCCUUUGUUCAUGAAAUUCUCCAGGAAAGAAUACUAGAGUGGGUUGCCAUUCCCUUCUCCAACGGAUCUUCCCGAUCCAGGGGUCAAAUCCAGGUAUCCUGCAUUGCAGGCAGAUUCUUUACCAACUGAGCCACCAGGGAAGCCCAUGAAGGGCAUAACUGAGGCCAAUAUUGCAUGUGGUGAGAGAGUAAAUUCCUAGGCAGGUUGAUUUAAAAAAAAGUCCAGGGUCCCUGAGGAGAAGAAAAAGGGUCUGGGGCUCUUGAGAAGGAGAAAGGGGUCCAAGGCUCUCAAGGAGGAGAAAAGGACGAGGCAAAAAGGACAAACUUUGUCUACAUUGCUUUGUCUUAGUCAAUAUAACAAUGCUCAAUAUAACAUGCUCAAGGACAUGUUUCUCCUUAACAAGAAGUGAAGUGAAGUGAAAGUCACUCAGUCAUGUCUGACUCUGCAACCACGUUGACUAUACAGUCCACAGAAUUCUCUAGGCCAGAAUACUGGAGUGGGUAGCCAUUCCCUUCUCUAGGGGAUCUUCCCAACCCAGGGAUCGAACCCAGGUCUCCCACAUUGCAGGCAGAUUCUUUACCAACUGAGCUAUCAGGGAAGCCCCCCUUAACAAAAAACUUCUGACUAAUCUUUUAUCUAAAGAUGUAUGUUGUAGGAGUGGGUCUGGUGAGAUCUUUCUAUUGUUAAUUCUAAUCCUGUUAAUCGUAUAUUGUGGGAGUGGGUCUGGUAAGACCCUUUAUUGUAAUAAGGUAUAUAACUCCCUUGCUAAAACUAACGAGGGGGGCACUCUCUGCCCCCCUUCUGAUGUCUAUGUCAGAAGCUUUCUC